Messenger RNA from Myotis brandtii (Brandt's bat), 1334 nucleotides. RefSeq names its product coronin 6 (gene CORO6). Lineage: Eukaryota; Metazoa; Chordata; Mammalia; Chiroptera; Vespertilionidae. The record is from RefSeq and is a predicted model, not a curated record. Gene Ontology annotation, biological process: actin filament organization; cell migration. Gene Ontology annotation, molecular function: actin filament binding. The transcript has 9 exons. The annotation marks the transcript as partial.
CACACACACACUCUCUCUCUUCCUGCCUCCCACAGUUCACAGGACUAAGGACCGAAGGUGUUUCUGGGCACUGAGAUCCUCCAUCUCUGCCCCCAGCCAUGAGCCGGCGCGUGGUUCGGCAGAGCAAGUUUCGCCAUGUGUUUGGGCAGGCGGCAAAGGCUGACCAGGCCUACGAGGACAUCCGUGUGUCCAAGGUCACAUGGGACAGCUCCUUCUGCGCCGUCAACCCCAAAUUCCUGGCCAUUAUUGUGGAGGCGGGAGGCGGAGGUGCCUUCAUCGUCCUGCCUCUGGCCAAGACAGGACGAGUGGAUAAGAACUACCCACUGGUCACUGGGCACACUGCCCCUGUGCUGGACAUCGACUGGUGCCCACACAAUGACAACGUCAUCGCCAGUGCCUCAGAUGACACCACCAUCAUGGUGUGGCAGAUUCCAGACUAUACCCCUAUGCGCAACAUUACAGAGCCCAUCAUCACACUAGAAGGCCACUCCAAGCGCGUGGGCAUCCUCUCCUGGCACCCCACUGCCCGGAAUGUCCUGCUCAGUGCAGGUGGUGACAAUGUGAUCAUCAUCUGGAACGUGGGCACCGGGGAGGUGCUCCUGAGCCUGGACGACAUGCACCCGGACAUCAUCCACAGCGUGUGCUGGAACAGCAACGGCAGCCUGCUGGCCACCACCUGCAAGGAUAAGACCCUGCGCAUUGUCGACCCCCGCAAGGGCCAGGUGGUGGCGGAGAGGUUUGCGGCCCACGAGGGGAUGAGGCCCAUGCGGGCCAUCUUCACGCGCCAGGGUCAUAUCUUCACCACGGGCUUCACCCGCAUGAGCCAGCGAGAGCUGGGCCUGUGGGACCCGAACAACUUCGUGGAGCCAGUGGCGCUGCAGGAGAUGGACACGAGCAACGGGGUCCUCCUGCCCUUCUACGAUGCCGACUCCAGCAUCGUCUACCUGUGUGGCAAGGGCGACAGCAGCAUUCGGUACUUUGAGAUCACCGACGAGCCGCCCUUCGUGCACUACCUGAACACGUUCAGCAGCAAGGAGCCGCAGCGGGGCAUGGGGUUCAUGCCCAAGCGGGGGCUGGACGUCAGCAAAUGCGAGAUCGCCCGGUUCUACAAGCUGCACGAAAGGAAGUGUGAACCCAUCAUCAUGACUGUGCCCCGCAAGUCAGACUUGUUCCAGGACGACCUGUACCCAGACACGCCGGGACCCGAGCCGGCCCUAGAAGCGGACGAGUGGCUGUCGGGCCAGGACGCCGAGCCCGUGCUCAUCUCGCUGAGGGAUGGGUACGUCCCCCCCAAGCACCGCGAGCUCCGAGUCACCAAGCCCAACAUCCUGGAC